AGCAACUGAUAUCCUGAUCUGCAGCUUGGCUGGAUGUUAAGAUGUCCAUGGACAUGAACAGCCAGGUGUCUGACAGCAAUGAAGAGGACUAUGACCCAAACUGUGAGGAAGAGGAGGAAGAGGACCCUGGGGACAUAGAGGACUACUAUGUGGGAGUAGCCAGUGAUGUGGAGCAGCAGGGGGCUGAAACUUUUGAUCCUGAAGAGUACCAGUUCACUUGCUUGACCUAUAAGGAGUCUGAGGGUGCCCUUCAUGAGCAUAUGACCAGCUUAGCCUCUGUCUUAAAGGUAUCUCAUUCAGUUGCAAAACUUACAUUAGUUAAUUUCCACUGGCAAGUCUCAGAGAUUCUGGACAGGUGCAGGUCUAAGUCUGCUCAGCUGCGUCGAGUUCAGCCUAAUCCAUCAAAACACAUCCCCACAGCCCAUCCCCCUCACCACUGUGCAGUGUGUAUGAAGUUGGUACGGAAGGAAAACCUGCUGCUCUCUCUGGUUUGCCAACAUCAGUUUUGCCGAAGCUGCUGGGAGCAGCAUUGCUCAGUACUUGCCAAGUAUGGUGUUGGUGUAGGAGUCUCAUGUAUGGCUCAGGAUUGUCCACUCCGAACACCAGAGGACUUUGUAUUUCCCUUGCUUCCCAAUGAAGAAUUAAGAGACAAGUACAGGCGCUACCUCUUUAGGAACUAUGUGGAGAGUCAUUACCAGCUCCAGAUGUGCCCUGGUGCAGACCGCCCCGUGGUUAUUCCGGUACAGGAGCCUAGAGCUUGCGGAGCACAGUGCAAUCAAUGCAACGAGGUCUUCUGUUUCAAGUGUCGACAGAUGUAUUGCCCCCCCCCCCCAGACUGCGCCACAACCCGGAAAUGGCUCACCAAGUGUGCAGACGACUCGGAAACAGCUAACUACAUUAGUGCUCACACUAAAGACUGUGGCAAGUACAGCAUCCGUAUUGAGAAGAACGGACGCUACAAUCACAUGCAAUGUUCCAAGUGUAAGCACAGCAUCUACUGGACGUGUCUAGGAGACUGGAAGAUACAUGGCAGUGAGUACUAUGAGUGUAGUCGGUACAAGGAGAAUCCUGACACUGUCAACCAGAGCCUUGCCCAGGCCAAGGAGGCCCUGAAGAAGUACUUGUUUUACUUUGAGAGGUGGGAAAACCACAGCAAAAGUUCGCAGCUAGAGGCACACACAUACCAUCAGACUUAUGAGAAGAUUCAAGAGAGGGUUAGGAACAAUCUGGGAAUGUGGGUGGACUGGCAGUACCUGCAGAAUGCUGCUAAGCUGUUGGCCAAGUGUCGAUACACCCUGCAAUACACCUAUCCAUAUGCGUACUACUUGGAGUCUGGUCCCAGGAAGAAGUUGCUUGAAUACCAGCAGGCUCAGCUGGAGGCUGAGACCGAAAACCUUUGGUGGAAAGUUGAGGGUGCAGACAGCUAUGACAGAGGGGACUUGGAAAACCAAAUGCACAGAAGAGCAGAGCAGCGGAGAAGAACCCUGCUGAAGGAUUCUCACAACACCUAA
Messenger RNA from Peromyscus californicus insignis, 1511 nucleotides. Its product is annotated as E3 ubiquitin-protein ligase ARIH2-like. The record is from RefSeq and is a predicted model, not a curated record. Gene Ontology annotation, biological process: positive regulation of proteasomal ubiquitin-dependent protein catabolic process; protein polyubiquitination; ubiquitin-dependent protein catabolic process. Gene Ontology annotation, cellular component: ubiquitin ligase complex; cytoplasm. Gene Ontology annotation, molecular function: zinc ion binding; ubiquitin conjugating enzyme binding; ubiquitin protein ligase activity. NCBI's taxonomy places the organism in Eukaryota, Metazoa, Chordata, Mammalia, Rodentia, Cricetidae.